AUGCCUACCGUUACUGUUGAUAAAGCCGAUCUUUUCGAGCUUUUAGGAAAACAAUACACCACUGAAGAAUUUGAAGAAUUAUGUUUUGAUUUCGGUAUUGAAUUAGAUGAAGAUACCACUAAUGAUGUCCAACCAGGUGAACGUCCUGAAUACAAAAUUGAUAUCCCAGCUAAUCGUUAUGAUAUGUUAUGUAUUGAAGGUAUUGCUCAAUCUUUAAAUGAAUUUUUAGGUAGAAAAGAAUUACCAAAUUAUAAAUUAUCUUCAAGUCCAAAAUAUUCUUUAACUGUUGAUCAAUCCACUGAAUCAAUUAGACCAUACGCUGCAGGUGCAAUCUUAAGAAACAUCACUUUCACUGAAAGAUCUUAUCAAUCCUUCAUUUCUUUACAAGAUAAAUUACAUUCAAAUUUAUGUCGUAAUAGAACUUUAGUUGCAAUUGGAACUCAUGAUUUAGAUAAAUUAGAAGGUCCUUUCCAAUACAAAGCUUUACCUAAAAAGGAUAUUGAUUUCAUUCCAUUAAACCAAAAUCAAUCUGUUACUGGUGAAAACUUUGUUGAUUUUUAUUCAAAAGAUAAAAAUCUUGGAAAAUUCUUACAUAUUAUUGAAGGUUCAGAUAAUUAUCCAGUUAUAUUGGAUAAUCAAAAUCGUAUUGCUUCAUUACCACCAAUCAUCAAUUCUGAACGUUCAAAAAUUACUCUAGAUACUAAAAAUGUUUUCAUUGAAUUAACAGCAACUGAUAAAACAAAAGUUGAAAUUGUUGUUAAUCAAUUAGUUGCAAUGUUUUCACGUUAUACUUCAGAACCUUUCACUAUAGAACCAAUUGAAAUCAUUUCUAAACAUAAUGAUCAAUCAAGAAUUACUCCAAACUUAAAACCAAGAAUUAUUAAUGCUGAAAUUGAUUAUAUUAAUAAUUAUUUAGGUUUGAAAUUAUCAGGUGAAGAAAUUUCUAAACUUUUAUUAAAAAUGUCAUUGGUUGCUAAAGUUUCUUCAAAUGAUUCAAAUCUUUUAGAAGUUCAAAUUCCAAUUACAAGACCAGAUAUUUUACAUCAAGCCGAUGUUAUGGAAGAUGCUGCAAUUUCUUAUGGUUAUAAUAAUUUACCAAAAACUCGUAUUACUUCAAAUACUACUAAAGGUGCUUCACCAUUACCAAUCAAUAAAGUUUCAGAUAUCAUUAGAAACGCUGCUGCUCAAUCAGGUUGGUCAGAAGUUUUACCAUUAACUUUAUGUUCACAUGAUGAAAAUUUCAGAUUUUUAAAUCAAACUGAUGAUUCAAAAGCUGUUCAAUUAGCUAAUCCAAAAACUCAAGAAUAUCAAGUUGUUAGAACAUCUUUAAUCCCAGGUAUUUUGAAAACAAUCCGUGAAAAUAGAAAACAUUCUUUACCAAUUAAAGUUUUCGAAGCUGGUGAUGUUGUUUUCAAAGAUUUAUCAUUAGAACGUCGUGCUUUUAAUCAAAGAAAUUGGGGUGCUAUUUACGCUGGUAAAACUUCUGGUUUUGAACAUGCACAAGGUUUACUUGGUAAAAUUAUGCAAACUUUAAGAACACCAUGGUUAGAAAAUCCAAAAAAUUCUAAUGAAAAGGGUUAUUGGAUUGAAGAAGAUCCAGAAAAUAAAACCUAUUUCCCAGGUAGAGGUGCUAAAAUUUUCUAUAGACAUAGAAAUGGUGAAGAAGCUAAAGUUGUUGGUUCUAUCGGUGUUUUACAUCCAACUGUUUUAAGUAAUUUUGAAAUUCCAUAUGCUGCAAGUGCAGUUGAAAUUAAUGCAGAAAUUUUCCUUUGA
Molecule: messenger RNA, 1773 nt
Organism: Hansenula ciferrii
Lineage: Eukaryota; Fungi; Ascomycota; Saccharomycetes; Phaffomycetales; Wickerhamomycetaceae
Gene: FRS1
Product: phenylalanine--tRNA ligase subunit beta
Exons: 2
Coding region: 1-1773 (590 amino acids)
Biological process (GO): phenylalanyl-tRNA aminoacylation
Cellular component (GO): phenylalanine-tRNA ligase complex; cytoplasm
Molecular function (GO): ATP binding; phenylalanine-tRNA ligase activity; RNA binding
Source: RefSeq, a predicted model, not a curated record